AUGCCGGUUGAGCUGGUACUGCAGAACUUCAUCGAUGGCCAGUUUGUGGGGACAGAGAACCACAUCGACAGUUAUAACCCGUCCACGGGCGAGGUGUACGCCAAGGUGCCGGACAGUGGGGAGGCAGAGGUGAACGCUGCUGUACACGCUGCUAAAGAGGCAUUCCCAGGAUGGUCAGAAACCCCCGCAGCAGAGCGCUCCAGGAUCAUGAACCGGAUCGCUGACCUGAUCGAGAGCCAUCUGGAGGAGUUUGCGCAGGCUGAGUCACGUGACCAGGGCAAGCCCGUCUCGCUGGCGCGGACCGUGGACAUCCCGCGUGCCGUCUACAACUUCCGAUUCUUUGCCACGACCAUUCUCCACACGACAGACAGCUCCACCUACUUGGACAACAUGCAGGCAACCAACUACACAAUCCGUACUCCGCUGGGCGUGGCAGGGCUGAUCAGCCCAUGGAACCUGCCGCUAUACCUCCUGACAUGGAAGAUUGCGCCCGCCAUCGCCUGCGGGAACACCGUUGUGUGUAAGCCCAGCGAGAUGACCUCCGUGACGGCCUGGAUGAUGUGUCGGCUACUAAACGAUGCAGGACUUCCUCAAGGAGUGGUGAAUGUUGUGUUUGGAUACGGACCGAAAGCUGGCGAGGCGAUCGUCAAACAUCCAGACGUUCCUCUCGUCUCUUUCACGGGCAGUACGCUCGUCGGACAGCGAAUCACGGAGCAGAGCGCCCCGCAGUGCAAAAAACUCUCUCUGGAGCUUGGUGGUAAGAACCCAUGCAUCAUAUUUGCGGAUGCAGAUAUGGAGAAAUGUAUCCCUACUGUGGUGAGGUCUAGCUUCGCCAACCAGGGGGAGGUCUGCCUCUGUAGCAGCCGAAUCUUCGUGCAGAGGAGUGUGUACGAACAGUUUCUCCAGAAGUUCGUGGAUGCAACCAGGAAGAUACAGGUAGGGAACCCAGGCGACCCUAUGACUACGAUGGGAGCUCUGAUCAGUAAGGAACACCUGAACAAGGUGAAAGGCUACGUCAACCUGGCUUACGAGGAAGGUGCCACUAUCCUGUGUGGGGAGGGGAAAGAAGACCUCAAGCUUUCGGAUGACCUGAAAAAUGGUUACUACAUGCUGCCCACAGUGAUCACAGAUGUGAAAGACAGUUCACGCUGUAUGCAGGAGGAGAUAUUUGGACCUGUCACCUGUGUCGUACCCUUUGACACAGAAGAUGAAGUUAUCAUUCGUGCCAACAAUGUAAAGUACGGCCUGUCAGCAAGUCUGUGGACCCAGGAUGUAUCUCGGACCAUGCGUAUGAGCAGGAAACUGGAGGCUGGGACCAUCUGGACCAACUGUUGGAUGGUACGGGACCUCAACAUGCCAUUUGGGGGCAUGAAGUCUUCCGGAGUUGGGCGUGAAGGACUCAAAGAUUCUGUAGACUUCUUCACAGAGGAGAAGACCGUCUGCAUCAAGCACUAGGUAGUGGUAGUGACAUAAAAAAAGUCUUAUCUGAAGCUCUAUAUGAAAAACUGCGAAUUAUGAAAUGCUGGUGGUUUUAUGGUCAGUUUUCGUGGUGACCUUUCACCUGGAAGCGAUCAUGCAGCGGACAUAUCGUCAGCUUUGUAUUGUGUUACUAUGGUAACCACAAAUUUGGAAACACCAGAAACAUGCCAUUUCCCCACCUACUGCUAGCUAGGUUAAGUGCCCAGUUACUUUACAUUAAGUAAAGAUGCAGGAGAACCUAAAACAGUAUUUGAUUUGAGAAAUCCUGAUAUUUUAUUUGAAUUACAUGUACAUGUACAUGAACUGAUACAUUUACAUGUAUGUGUGUAUAAUUGAUGUUGCUUUAAGUUUAUUUUGUAUGAGAUGUCAAUGUUAUCAGAAGGAGAAAUUUUGUUUCACAUUGUAUUCCAAAAUGUUUGGAUUGUGAGUUACAUGGAAAUAACAAUUCCCAUCAAAAUCUCUUUAAAUGUGGAUAAAACAUGUCAAAGUAUUAAAAUAGUUAACCUUUGCCUUAGAUACAUGUAUAUUACUAAAAGAACUAUAUUAAUGACUUAAAGUUAAAUGUAAAAAAAAAAAGAUAAAAUAACAAACUGAUGUUCACUGCUUGUAAAGUUACAAUGGACGGAAAAUUGAA
Branchiostoma belcheri (Belcher's lancelet) is the source of this 2113-nucleotide messenger RNA. Its product is annotated as aldehyde dehydrogenase family 8 member A1-like. NCBI's taxonomy places the organism in Eukaryota, Metazoa, Chordata, Leptocardii, Amphioxiformes, Branchiostomatidae. The record is from RefSeq and is a predicted model, not a curated record. The transcript has 10 exons. Gene Ontology annotation, molecular function: oxidoreductase activity, acting on the aldehyde or oxo group of donors, NAD or NADP as acceptor. Bases 1 to 1455 code for a protein of 484 amino acids.